AUGGCAGGUCGCCCUAUGGCCGACCGUAUUCCUACUCAGGGAUUGACCCCGUCACCUACUCCUUUUCACGGUGUUUUCAGCAAAGAGCUUACAAUGGCGGCUGAACGCAGCACCGGUACCGUCCUGAAUCCAACACUACCGUCAAAGGAACCGGCGGAGGUAUGUGUAGAAGACUAUGCGGCUCUGCAGCACCGACGUUCACAACUAGAGCUGGUGGCUGAUCAAGUUGCGGAAAACCUGAAAAACGCUCAAAGUCGAGAGCAGCGAGACUAUGCUAAACGACACGGUAACCCUAUGUUGCGGCCCGUCAAUAAGGAGGAGGCAGACCCACUGGUCACACUGAUUGCUCAAACGGAUCGCGCAACUGGUGGGCCAGUUUCGUUGGAACCCCAGCCAGCGGCCGCACAGAAACGUAAAAGUCCUAUCAAGGUGGAUAAUGCAAGUUCGCUGGAGCACGCACCUGACCUGGCGGAAAACACCAAGGUGUACCGAUGGACUCGGCAUUCACACAAGCUCGGGACCGACAGGGAGGGCCCAUUUUUCUUCAAGUACUGGAAUGCCCUCAGUACUCUGGCGCUGGUUGAGACUGCUGAUGGCCAGCCAUUCACAGUCCCUGUAAAACAACUGUUCGUCCCUUCGGAGAUUCGGAGCAUUAAGGAAAUAAAGCAGCCCUGA
Messenger RNA from Volvox carteri f. nagariensis, 675 nucleotides. RefSeq lists its product as uncharacterized. The record is from RefSeq and is a predicted model, not a curated record. The transcript is spliced from 2 exons. The coding region runs from base 1 to 675 and encodes 224 amino acids. NCBI's taxonomy places the organism in Eukaryota, Viridiplantae, Chlorophyta, Chlorophyceae, Chlamydomonadales, Volvocaceae.